Molecule: messenger RNA, 1276 nt
Organism: Juglans microcarpa x Juglans regia
Lineage: Eukaryota; Viridiplantae; Streptophyta; Magnoliopsida; Fagales; Juglandaceae
Product: egalitarian protein homolog
Exons: 10
Coding region: 105-1124 (339 amino acids)
Biological process (GO): nucleobase-containing compound metabolic process
Molecular function (GO): RNA binding; 3'-5' exonuclease activity
Source: RefSeq, a predicted model, not a curated record
AAGCAGCGUUAGCCCCAGCGGGAGCUACCAACGGAAAGAGUGGCUUUUUCCAACCCCGAAAGUAUAAAAGAGUAAAGACUGAUUUGCCUGGAGGAUCCGAUCACAUGGCCUCCUCUGCUCGGUCGGAUCAGGCACCCAUUCCUCUUCCUUCUGACCCAGGUGACAAGCCACUGGAUGAUGAAGCUCUCUUAAAAUUGGUUCCUAUCCAUAUUGUGACCCAUGCUUCUCAACUUCCCACUGCGUUUCUGGAGCCAUCGCCUGAAAGUCAAUUAGUCAUUGGUUUUGAUUGUGAGGGUGUUGACCUAUGUCGCCAUGGAACUCUCUGUAUCAUGCAGCUUGCACUUCCAGACGCUAUAUAUCUGGUUGAUGCUAUUCAGGGUGGAGAGAUGCUUAUGAGAGCCUGUAAGCCUGCACUCGAGUCUGCUUACAUCACAAAAGUUGUUCAUGAUUGCAAACGUGAUAGUGAGGCACUAUAUUUUCAGUUUGGCAUCAAGCUGAACAAUGUUGUGGAUACCCAGAUUGCUUAUUCAUUGAUAGAAGAGCAAGAAGGCCGAACAAGAUCACCAGAUGACUACAUAUCAUUUGUUGGCCUCCUUGCAGAUCCACGUUAUUGUGGCAUAUCUUAUCUUGAGAAGGAAGAAGUUCGCGUCCUCCUUCGGCAGGACCCCAAGUUUUGGACCCACAGGCCAUUAUCAGAACAGAUGGUCCGUGCAGCUGCAGAUGAUGUCCGCUUUCUUCUCCACAUCUAUCAUAAGAUGAUGGAGAAAUUGAAUCAAAGAUCUUUAUGGUAUCUUGCAGUUCGUGGUGCUCUGUAUUGCCGGUGUUUUUGCAUCAAUGAUAAUGAUUAUGCUGAUUGGCAAUCUCUUUCUCCCAUUCCAGAUAAUGUUUUGAUGGAGGGAAAUGCUCCUGAGGAGGAAAUCCUUUCAAUCCUAGAUGUUCCCCCCGGAAAAAUGGGACGUGUUAUUGGGAGAAAAGGAGCUUCCAUUUUGGCAAUAAAGAAAUCUUGCAAUGCUGAAAUUCUCAUUGGAGGUGCUAAAGGGCCACCUGACAAGGUAUUCAUCAUAGGACCAGUGAAGCAGGUGAGGAAAGCAGAAGCUAUUUUAAGGGGAAGAAUGUCCUUUUGAUCUCGAACUCUCUUUAAAACAAAAACGAGAGAUUCUGAAAAUUAACUGUUGUGCUGUGUAAAUGGUUUUAGUUUGUUGCUUGGGUGUCGGAAAAUGGUUAUUGUACUCUCGGUUGAGGAUCUGCUCCAUUUCUAAUCUAAUUAGGACAUGGA